Harpegnathos saltator (Jerdon's jumping ant) is the source of this 3836-nucleotide messenger RNA. RefSeq names its product phospholipase A2 (gene Pla2). The transcript has 4 exons. The coding region runs from base 1854 to 2516 and encodes 220 amino acids. The record is from RefSeq and is a predicted model, not a curated record. Gene Ontology annotation, molecular function: A2-type glycerophospholipase activity. Lineage: Eukaryota; Metazoa; Arthropoda; Insecta; Hymenoptera; Formicidae. Gene Ontology annotation, biological process: arachidonate secretion; phospholipid metabolic process.
AACAAUAACAACAACAACAACAACGCGUAUCAGUGCCUCAUCGGACGGGAUUCGCGGCGUUAAUACGCCGAGCGCGCGUACAAUAUCGAGAGGAGGAGAAUGAUGAACGAUAAAAGCGCCGCGGAAACGGAGGCAGCCGCGAGCUACCUACGAGAUCGCGCACGUAUCUCGUCGCGCCCCGCAGUGCGAUACUCGCGCACGGUUGCACCCACGUCACGUUUUUAUUUCGCUACACGUGUACCGGGCGAAGGAGAGCUCGGGGGAGAGGGGGAGGGGAGAGGGCUCGGCCGCCGUGACGGCGAAAGAGGCGCGCACAUAAAAAUCUAUCUCUUUCGCCCGGCGGCGGCGGCGGAAGUGAUCGAUAUUCCUCGCGAAGAGGGCACGUGUCCGUUAUUUGCUGCAACUGCCGCUCCCUAUUGUGCGUUUUGUCAAUUCGCCGUUUGCCGUAUCGGCAACAACUCGGUAAUCGAUUAUUGGCCGAGUUAUUAUUGGUAUCACGGUAGCACAAUAUUGACGUACGCCGGUCAGCUCCGGGGUUCAUAACCCGACCCUUCCCCUCCUCGCCCCUUCGCUGUUCUCGCGCCGGUGGGUCGCGGAUUCCAUGGGAUUUACUUCGAUAGCCGGGCGUUACCGUUUCGAUCCGCGACACCGGGACAAACAAUGCGCGACACGAGCACGUGCCGCAUCGAGAGCGCGCGGCAUUUGUUCCAAGGGAGCCGCGGAAAAUCGACGCUGAGAAUCAUCGAGAUCGUCUUCGCUCCGCGUGUCCUUCGCCACCGUCUCUCCUCUUCGCUGCCAGCACACGGUGGGGAAAUUUGAAGCGACGACCGACCGCAUGCAUGCACCAGCAGAGGCGGUCCGCGUGGCGGGUACUUUCCGUUUGCUCACGAAAUGAAAGCGCGCUCGGUCGAAUUCCCCCGUCGAAAGCCGCGGACCGAAAUCGCGGCGCGCUGCCGGGAUAAAGGUCCGGAGCGCGCCGAUUUUCGCAAAAACCACCCCGGGGAUCGUCGCCUCGGAUCGUCCCGCGGGAGGAAACGUUUUUCCUCGGCGUCCCUCGUGGAAAUAAAUUCUCUGUGCUUCCUCGCGAUCGAAUUCGCCUCUCUCCUGCGCGAGCGAUUUUCGCUCUGCGGUCGUUGGCCGGCUUGCGGCUUUGCUCGAUUCCAUCAACGGUGAAUAAGCCGCCGAUUGAUAUUCGCGUCGGAUAACCAGCUCGCUUUCCCUCCCCCUCUCCUCUCUCUCUCUCUCUCUUCCUCUCUCGUUUCCUUUCCCCUUCGCGCUGUUCUUUCCGCGCGCGCGCGCGACAGCGCCGUUUAGCGUUUAAUCGAGAGGAGGGUAUCAGCGUGACCGUCGCGAUUUCUCGUCAUCGCGACUCGCCGGGCGUCGAAUGCAAAUAACCACCUACGACGUUUGAAUAAUUCCAUGAGCCGCGCUCUUCUUCCCGCCCGAUACGCGUUAUCGUACUCGCGCGCGACUCACCCCUAUCUCCCCGGCCCGGCGGGGAAAAGAAGGACACGGUGAAAAUUAGGGCGGAAGCCUCGGCCGCCUCGCCGCGGCCGUCUCGCAUCCAUUCUGCGAUAAUCAACGACGACAGCUCGCUCCCCUCGCUCGCAGCGCGACCGCUAAUCUCCGCACUCGUGGACUCGUCCCGUCUCCCCCAGGAAACGGGACUUGCGCUCGCUUCUCCUCUUUCGUACGCCGAGCGUAACUCGAGCGAUUAGACGAGCUUAGGAGCGAAAUCGCGCUCCUGAUAACAAAGUCGCUCUUCGAGCUGCAGCGCUCGUGUGCGAUGCGUAUAUAAAGGGGGCAUUUUUGUCCCUUCGCGCUGUCAAACCACCGCGGAACCUGGCCUCGCGAUGACUCCGACCGCGCUCGCAUUGUUCCCCGCGCUCUUGUUGCUGUCCCGGGACGCCCGCGGCUGGAGCAUCGCGUUCCCGAACAUCAGCGAGGCCCUCGCCAACGAUCUUCGCGACUCCUCGCAGGAGCGGACGCCGCCCUUGAUAUUUCCAGGAACGAAAUGGUGCGGCAGCGGCAAUAUCGCGAGCUCUCAGGACGAUUUGGGCACGUUCGCGAUGACCGACGCGUGCUGCCGCGAGCACGACGAAUGCGGCGACAUCAUCGAGGCGAUGCAGACGGCGCACGGCCUGACCAACCCGGCCUUUUACACGAGGCUGCACUGCUCGUGCGACGAGAGGUUCUACGACUGCCUGCACAGCUCGGAGGAACUCGUUAGCGCGAAGGUCGGCUUCCUCUACUUCAGCGUGUUAAACACGAAGUGCUUCCGCGAAGACUAUCCCAUCGUUGGCUGCAAACGGCAUUCACUCAUUCCUAGACGCUGUUUGGAGUACGAGCUGGACGAGAGCCAACCGAAGAUGUAUCAGUGGUUCGACGUGCCCGCGUAUUUCCAAAACGACCACCGGAUGACAGCGACCGGCCGUCAUAUUCGAUCACCUGCCGCCGCCGCCGCCGCCGCCGCCGCUUCAUUCGCGGACCCGUGGAAGUCUAUUUCGCGGGAAUGAUCAUCGGAGGAAACGUCACGCCGCACAGAGGUCGCCGCGUAAAUUUGCAGCUUACCGUGCGCGCAGCCGCUGUCACCGUAGUUAAAUAAACGCCAAUAAAACCGCACUUGCGACCGCUUUAUUCCCGCUCUAUUUCUCGUUGCGUUUUAUUUUCUUUUUCCCCCGCUCGCUCGCGUCGGCUCUCCGUCGGCGCUUCCGAGGAUGCUCGUAUUAACCAUUGCGUGCGUGCGUGCGUGCGUGCGUGUGUGUGCGCGUGUGCACCGCGAAGGAUGCGAAAUUAUAGAGCGGGCAAACUGGCGAAAGUGGAAAUUGCGCGAUGGUCGCGGCCAUUAAGCGCGCCAAUCAACCGCCGAUCGUAAAAGCCGGCUUUUUUUACUUCCAUCGGUCCGAUACAUCGGAACGGCGGAAAUGUAAAGCACCGCAGUGUGGCGGGCGCGGGGGGGGAGAGAGAGAGAGAGAGAGAGAGAGAGAGAGUGCAGGCUGAAGUUGAAACGGUAAUAAAGUAUCGCGUUUCACCGUUUCGCGAGAUUUUUCGGAAAUGGAUCGCGAUUGCCGGCGCCAAUUUCGUCGCUAAUAAUUAAUAAGCGCGCGCGAAUAUUUGCGCUGGGAGCGAAUGCGAUCGCUCGAUCGCAGCGUCGUCGUUCACAUUUACUCACCUGCUGCGUAAUACAGCAAUAAUUCAGCCCCGGGACCCAACUGAAUCAUCUCAUUGUAAUCGGCCGUUAUCACGUCGGAAAAACAGAAGCCAAGUUAGAGGGAUACCAGAGAGAGAGAGAGAGGGACGAGGGUGAGGGGUGGUCCAAGCGAAGGCGGGAGAUAAGCGAUGAGGGGCCGAAUCGGGUUCCUCGCUUCUCCUCGCCCUCCCUUCUCGCUUUUCCGAGGCUUUCCUCCAUUUUACGCGAGACCGUGCGGGCAGCUGGCGCUUACUCCGGGAUUUGCUCGGAAAUUUAUGUUUGGAUGGAGCGCAGCCGCCGCGCCGUCUCCCCCCCCCUCCCUCCCCUCCUCUCCCCAUCGCUGCCGUCGAUUUACAACUUCUCCACUCACCUGCGCCAACUUUCGGAUGCGCGUAAGCGCCGCUUCUCCAACUUCCACGGCGACUCCAUUCUUCGUCGCGUCGCGCAGCAUCGACGCGAUAGGAAAAAUUGUCGAGUUCGCCGUUGAACGCCGGUGAUUUAUCGCGCUAGGCUCUCCUCGGUGAAGGCCAAGGCGGCGACGACGCCGCCGCCGCCGCCGCCGCCGUGCGACGUUGGAAUAUUUAAGAAGGCGGAACAUGCGCGCGGGCCACUCUCGCGGGAUUAAGGGAAUGGUAAACAGGAGGAC